Molecule: messenger RNA, 330 nt
Organism: Phaedon cochleariae (mustard beetle)
Lineage: Eukaryota; Metazoa; Arthropoda; Insecta; Coleoptera; Chrysomelidae
Source: the annotation of a GenBank genome assembly
AUGAGUACUGAAAGGCUCACAGAAGUCCAGGACUCAAUCUCCGAGGCUCUGGAUCGAAUCCCCGUAGAGGGACCUCAAGUGAGAUUCGCAAAAUGCACUCAUAAACCGGGAUACUUGGUAAUGAUGUGCGUGGAUCGCACUAGUGCAGACUGGUUGAAGGAGGUCAUCCCAACCAUAAAACCCUGGGAGGGAGCUACCCUGACAGUGUUGGGAGGGGGGAAUACUUACCUGAAACCUACACCUGCACUACCUUCAUUUCUGAUGAGAGAGGGCAAAAGCCAGAGGCGGAAAAAUUUCUGCACCGGCUCAAAGUCGCAAAUCAUGGGCUAA